Danaus chrysippus (African queen) is the source of this 609-nucleotide messenger RNA. Lineage: Eukaryota; Metazoa; Arthropoda; Insecta; Lepidoptera; Nymphalidae. The record is from the annotation of a GenBank genome assembly.
AUGUUUUCUAACGUUGCCAUUGUCAUCGAUGGCCGCGGCCAUCUGCUCGGUCGCUUGGCCGCAGUCAUCGCUAAGGUCCUUUUGGAAGGAAAUAAAGUGGUUGUCGUGAGGUGUGAACAACUCAACAUCUCAGGAAACUUCUUCAGGAACAAGUUGAAGUUUAUGUCAUUUUUACGCAAACGCUGCAAUGUGAACCCAGCCCGUGGGCCAUUCCACUUCAGAGCACCUUCAAAGGUUCUGUGGAAAACAGUGCGAGGUAUGAUCCCACACAAGACUGAGCGCGGGAAGGACGCGUUGAGACGGUUACGUGUGUACGAUGGUUGCCCACCACCAUAUGACAACCGUCGUCGUGUUGUCGUGCCAGCGGCUUUACGUGUGUUCUGUCUGAAACCUGGACGCAAGUACUGUCACGUCGGUCGUUUGUCUCACGAAGUCGGAUGGAAGUACCGUGACGUUGUUCGUAAGCUUGAAGACAAGAGAAAGUUCAAGACCAUACAUAAAGUAGCUUAUGAGAAUAAACUCAAGAAAAUCACCAAGGAGGCUGGUGAGAAGGUUGCAAAAACAACUGCACCAUUCACCGCCAUCAUGCAAUCCUAUGGAUACAAUUAG